This is a messenger RNA of Carassius auratus (goldfish), 1608 nucleotides long. RefSeq lists its product as uncharacterized. Lineage: Eukaryota; Metazoa; Chordata; Actinopteri; Cypriniformes; Cyprinidae. The transcript is spliced from 4 exons. Bases 32 to 1177 code for a protein of 381 amino acids. The record is from RefSeq and is a predicted model, not a curated record.
CAAGCGCCCUGCUCCUGACAAGCGACGCCAGAUGAUACGUAUCCUAGCUGAUGAAAUCAGGAAAUGUGAGAAUAACCCCACACGCAAUGAAUGUCUCAUCAUCUGCCGCAACAUUGUUAAGCAUUUCCCCAACAGUUUUGCAGAUAUGACACCAAGCGGUGUCAUCAUUGGUAGUGGAUGUACUUCACUGCUUUGUCAAUUAAAAACAAGAAUUGAGAACAUGAACCGUGCAGGGACAAAGAACAGACUCCGAACUUCAAAAGUGCCUGGACAACUGCAUCAGAGGCCAAGUGAUUCUUAUGGAUGCACACAAUUUAACCCUGAACUGCCACCAGAAGAAACAUAUGAAACACUGGAGCAGAAGAGGCAACAGUUGGAGACCAUUUAUAGACAAGAAGGUAUUCGCAGUGGUGAGAAGGGGGAAGUGAUUAACCUUAUGAAAACAACAUUCUGUCUUCAGCGUAGACACAUAAAUCAGUCUCCAUCACCGUCCAUCGAAGAUAUGAGAAUCCAGUGGCCUUACCUUUUUACACAAAGAGGUAUCUUCAUUCACUUCGAGUUACUAACUGACAUUAACGUGUUAAGUGUCUUGGACCUAUCCAUUAAGGAAUGUGGACAGGGAAUCAGGAAGUACCUGCAGACCAAAUCAAAGAACAAAGAUGUGCAGUCUAUCGUCACCCAGGAUGAAGAUGGAGAGUUGACUCUAAUACAGCUGCUGAUGGCCUACUUCGAUGAAGGGAUAGAGGGACUAAUACUCCGUGCUGAUAUAUCUGCCACGGCAGCAGAUGUUGAGAGCACCCUGACCAUCCCCGCCUCUCCACGACUGAUACUGCUGUUUGCCGGUGAUGAAGCCACAAUUGGAGGAUGGAUGAUCACCAUCGAAAAUCAUGUAAUCUGUGAAGGUGUUGACCAAAGCUUCAUCACAGGGCUAGCUGCAGUUUUCUCUACUUACUACAUCUUUAAUCUACAGUACCAAGAAGAAGCUUCAAGGACCCUGGAGUUUGUACAAAGGCGAUUCAUUGGUUUGAAUCCAGAGAGAGGGACAAAGGCCAGCCAGGUGAAGGUGAUCUCCAAAAAGACGGGGAAACUUGUCCAUAAAAAGACUGCAACUGUGAAUGUCCACGUAGCCAACCUGAUAAAAAAUCUUUUGGACUUUGAGUGGGGUUUUGUGCAGUAAUACAAAGCCAGUACAGCUAAUGUUCAACAUCCUGUUUCAGAGCUGAAGUCGCUGCUGUGCUUUGCAGUUGAGUGUUAAUGCAAAGUCAGUACAUUGUUCUGCAUUUGAGUGUUCAGUUGAAGUCAGUGCAGUAUUCUGCGAUUGAGUGUUGAUGCAAAGUCAGUGCAGUGUUCUGCUGUUGAAUUCUUGUGUGAAAUCUGAAGUGACAGCACUUUUUGCAACAACAUAUUUAAAUUCACAGGAUUUCAGUAUGCUGCUCUUCAGUGUGCAUGUACAUUGCAGAAAAAAGCAUUUUCAGAGAAUUGUAUUUUGUCCAUUAUUUUAAUGUCCACAUAUUUGUUAAGUGGAAACAAUGUUAAUGUAUUUUAUAUAUUGGCUUUAAUAAAAGUCCAAAGUUUUAAGGCCAUCUUUUGUGUUUAAGAAAUUUUCUU